AUGGCUGGAGACUGCGGACACCUCGGUCCGUCCCGCAAGCGCGCUCCCGUGGACGCGGACCGGCUGAGCGACCUGCCGGACUGCCUCCUGGAGGACAUCCUCUCGCGCCUCGGGUCCCUGCAGGCCGUGCGGACGAGCGCGCUGUCCCGGCGCUGGCGGCACGUCUGGCGCUCCGUGCGCUGUGUCGACAUCGACCAGCGGGAGUUCCCCGGCAGCGGCACGCCCGGCUCCCGCCAGUACCAGCGCUUCGAGGACUUCGCCGACACCAUGCUGCCGUUGCCUCCCGGCGCCGCGCGGCCGCCUCUGGACACGUUCCGCCUCCACUUCGCGGAUGCCAUGAACAGGGUGGCCAUGAACACUACGAGCUUUGGGAGGUGGAUCCGGCGGGGCUUCAUGCGCCGCCCGGCCACCGUCGACCUCCAGUGCGACUACGUCAAUGGCUGCAUCCUGUGGCCGCCCUGCCACGUAGACAUGGGAACCGCCGCCUGCCGCCUGACUAGGCUCCGGCUCUCCGGUGUGACGCUAGGACUCGGCUCCCGGGAGGAGAUUGGCGGCCAGUUGCCGGUCCUGGAGGACCUGCACCUCGACAACUGCUGCUACUACGGGGUCCUCACCAUUGCCUCGCCCACGCUCAAGAGCCUCGCAGUCACAAGUAAUUCGGUCAGUUACUCUACUGACACCGUGGCCAUCGCGGCUCCUCGCCUCGCCUCCCUCCGCCUCGUCCUUCCGUUCGGCCGCGACGGCAGGACCUCGGUGGUAACCAAAGCUCCAGGAAACGAGGCGCUGCCAUCGCUCGUCGAGGCGUCCAUCUGUCUAAACGAUCUGGACCAACGGGCUUACAAAGCCAAGCUCCCGUUCCUGAGAUCCCUGUGCAGCUUCCUCGGCCGACUAACCAAUGUCACGAAAUUAGAACUCUCGGGGUUCACAACCACGGCAUUGCUGGACCAUGAGUCUCAAGAUUUUCCGGUCCUCGAAAACCUAAGAACCUUGCUUCUCGACGGUUGUGAUAUUGGAGCAAUCGACCUCCAAGUGUUGAUGAAAAUCCUUGAGAACGCCCCUAAUUUGGAGAAGCUCCGAUUGCACCGCUGCAAGGUUUGGCUACAAGUGGAAGAUCACUUGUGA
Aegilops tauschii subsp. strangulata is the source of this 1122-nucleotide messenger RNA. The record is from RefSeq and is a predicted model, not a curated record. NCBI's taxonomy places the organism in Eukaryota, Viridiplantae, Streptophyta, Magnoliopsida, Poales, Poaceae.